CAGAAAUUUAAUUCUAUUUCAGUUCGAAUCCAUUCCUGAUCUGUCAAUUUCACAAACUCUCUGUAUAAAGAGACGGAGAUACGCGUAUAUAUAACGAUUACUAAAUUAGUAGUAAUGUCCAGUUCAGGAAGCUUCGCAGUGUCGCGACGACAUGGGGGAGACCGAUUUUACAAUCCACCGGGGAGGCGGAGGCACCAGCUGCAGUUACAGCAGCAAGAGUUGCAGAGACAGCAACAGCAGCAGCUUACGAAGGCGGCGAAGGCUGAGGCGGCGGCUGUGGAGGCGGAGAAUCGGACUGAAUCCGUCGAUUCGAUAGCGACAUUGUCGAAAGCGUCCUCUGUUUGCUCUUCUUCGCCUCCGAACGUUACUAACAUAGAUCGUCUUAUGGAAUCGGUUACUCCUUUUGUCCAAGUUCAACACUUCUCAGAGGUGAGCGUAAGAGGAUGGAGAACUCGAGAUGCAGAGUCUCAACCUUUCUAUAGCCUUGGGGAUCUAUGGGAAUCAUUUGGAGAGUGGAGUGUGUAUGGGGUGGGAGUACCGCUAUUGUUGAAUGGGAAAGACUCAAUUAUACAAUAUUAUGUUCCAUUCCUGUCGGGUAUACAGUUGUACGUAGACCCAUUGAAGCCCCCUUUAAGGGUUAGGAGGCCUGGUGAGGAGCGUGAUGCGGAGUCUUCGAGGGAGACUAGUAGUGGUGGCAGCAGUGAUUGUGAAGUGGACAGGCGAGUCAAAUCCGGUGUGGAUGGGUCGUGGAGUCAGCACAACCUUGUGAACUUGAAUUCACAACAAUUGAACAGACUCUCAUUGAGAGACAAAUCUCAAAUGAGCUCAUCUAGUGAUGAAGCUGAAAUUUGCAAUUCACCUGGGCUGCUGAAAUUUGAAUAUUUGGAACAAGAACAACCACAUAAUCGCAAACCACUAACUGAUAAGGUUUCAGUUCUUGCAUCUCAAUUUCCAGAGCUUAGAAUGUACAGAAGCUGUGAUCUACUGCCUGCUAGUUGGAUGUGUGUAGCUUGGUAUCCAAUAUAUAGAAUACCUAUGGGACCAACACUACGGGAUCUGGAUGCAUCUUUUUUAGCCUUCCAUUCCUUGUCAACUCAUUCCAGAUGCAAUGGUCAGCCACGGUUUCAUGGUGUGAGUGGUCGAAAGCUCCAUGGUGUUGUUGAUGCAUCUUCAAAGAUUUCUCUACCAGUAUUUGGCCUUGCUUCAUACAAGUUCAAAGGUUCAAUAUUGACUCCAAGUGGACCUUCCGAAGGGGAACAAGAGAACUCUCUUUUGCAAGCUGCUGAUGAUUGGCUUCAACAUCUGCAGGUUGUUCUCCCUGAUUAUCAAUUUUUUCGUUCUCACUACUUGCCAUGGAGAUGAUGAGGCACAAAAGUUUCUUGAUGUGCCUUCAUUUCUGUCCCUAAUGACCGUAAGUUAAAGAUACCAGUUUUGGGAUGAGAAGUGUUGAAAGCAAUCUGCCUUUGAUAAAAACUAUCCCUUCCGACCAAACAGUUUGGUUGAAUCAUUUGCAGUGUUGUUUUAUGCUUUGCCCUCCUAAUAUGUAAGGUUCCCUUAAAAUGUAUUAAGCAUUCAAGAGAUUAGGGAAAACACUUGUGGGUUUUGGCCAGGCUUGCUGACCCGAAAGGAUUGGAUGAUUCAACCAGAUUGCAGGGGAGUUGCAAAGCUCAGUUUUGGGCUGCUAUGCCCUCGUUUUCUUGUUUUGAAGCAUGGCCAUAGAAAUUCAGUCAGAGCACCGGAAUGCAGAUGGCCUCUUCCUUUUAUGUUGUGUUGGGACAGCAGAAACUGUUGUCGAUCUUUGCGGUAUGGGUAGAAUUGCUGAUUCUGUUCGGUCAGUGCUCAGAGAAGGUAACAACUUAUUGUGAUAGUGAUGAAAAAUUGAACAAUUUGUACUCUUAAUUUGCAUACCAAAGUUAUACCAGUAGAUUUCAAAACAGGUUCUCUUUGAAAAU
Molecule: messenger RNA, 1952 nt
Organism: Ilex paraguariensis (yerba mate)
Lineage: Eukaryota; Viridiplantae; Streptophyta; Magnoliopsida; Aquifoliales; Aquifoliaceae
Source: the annotation of a GenBank genome assembly